AUGGUAGCUGAAGUUGCGGCGUAUUCGGCGAUAGGCAUAUCGGUUAUCAGUUUUGCCUUGUGCCUUUACACACUGCCGAAUAUCGUAUCCAAGAUAAACGAAAUUAACGCGGAUGUUGCUCAAGAAAUCGAUGAAUUCCGUGCGAUGGAGAAGCACAUUUGGGGAGAAUAUCGUAAAGGAAUGCUGUCAACUACAUUCGGACGCAUGCGUGUUGCUCGUCAAGCGAACGCUCAAUGUCAGUGCGAUGUGAAUAAUCGCUGUCCACCAGGGCCUCCAGGACCACCUGGAGCACCUGGUAUUGAUGGAACUCCUGGUCUACCUGGACCACCUGGAGCUCCUGGCCUACCUGGUAAUUUCCCACCAAUAAACUACAACUGGGACGGGCACUGCCGUAUUUGCCCUAACGGCCCACAAGGACCUCCAGGCCCGAUGGGUCCUCCUGGAGCACUUGGCGAACAAGGACCGAUGGGAUCACCCGGACCAGAUGGACAGCCCGGACGACCCGGACCAAUGGGUCCACCAGGUCAACCUGGUGAGAACGGCGCGCCUGGAAAACCCGGUAUGCAGGGUCCACCAGGUGCUUCCGGUGGUCCUGGUGGCAAAGGAGAACGUGGACCGCCCGGUCCACCGGGACCACCCGGACCACCUGGGCCACCUGGACAACCAGGAACACCUGGAAAUAAUGGAAUGCAAGGCCCACCAGGACCUCAAGGACCACCCGGCCAGCAAGGUCCUGAUGGACAACGUGGAGCGCCUGGUGAAGCUGGAACGGUCGGUACACCUGGAGAAGACGCUACCUAUUGUCCUUGCCCAGGUCGAAGAGUUGCUGUUUCGAAGCUUGCAAAACACUAG
Molecule: messenger RNA, 852 nt
Organism: Anisakis simplex (herring worm)
Lineage: Eukaryota; Metazoa; Nematoda; Chromadorea; Rhabditida; Anisakidae
Source: the annotation of a GenBank genome assembly